Molecule: messenger RNA, 815 nt
Organism: Polychytrium aggregatum
Lineage: Eukaryota; Fungi; Chytridiomycota; Chytridiomycetes; Polychytriales
Product: HAD-like domain-containing protein
Exons: 7
Coding region: 95-679 (194 amino acids)
Molecular function (GO): phosphatase activity
Source: RefSeq, a predicted model, not a curated record
UCCUGUUUGGUGUGAUCUCGCCUUCGUCUUCGUCUUCGUCUUCGUCCUCGUCCUCGUCCGCCGAUCAACUUGCCGACUUGCAGCGACAGCCGCCAUGAGCAUCGACCCCCCUGUCACCCAUGUCUUAUUCGACAUGGAUGGCCUGUUGCUGGAUACCGAGGCCGUCUACACCAAAGUCACCAAUGACAUUGUGAGUCGGUACGGCAAGACCUAUGACUGGGAUCUGAAGUCCAAGAUGAUGGGGAUGAAAGAGCGAGACGCGGGAGAGCUGCUCGUCAGGACCCUCGGGAUCCCGAUGACCGUGGACGAAUAUCUAGCCGAACGCAACGCUGGUCACGAGGCGCUCUUCCCGCACUGCCGUCCGCUCCCAGGCGUCAUGAAGCUCGUCUCGCAUCUGAAGAAACACAAUAUCCCCAUUGCGGUGGCCACCCGCUCUCACAGAAGUGCCUUCGAACUCAAGGCCCUCGGCAACCCGCUCGUCGACCCGCGAUCCUGUCUCGUUUUCGAAGACUCCAACCCGGGCGUGCUCGCCGGCCUGAAUGCCGGCAUGUCCGUCGUCUGGAUUCCCGAUCCCAACCUCAAGACCGAUGACCCUACCCUGGGCGAACGUGUCUCGGAUGUCCUGGGCUCGAUGGAGGAAUUCCAGCCCGAGAAGUAUGGCUUGCCGCCGUACGAGUGAGCUUCGAUUCGCGCAUGAUGUGAAGAUUCAAGCCUCACAUAUUCACCGCGCACGGAAUCGAAACAGGCCGCUCUGCUUUUGACGCCGAUGCCACAUAUCUCUGCAUCCUGAAUACAGCCCAUGUGCUCCGUUCAAU